AUGAAUGAACGACGGCUCCUCAUGCUCGAAUCGUACCAUGCCCAAGGCUCUAGCAAGCAGAUGUGGCGCCUAACCAAUCCUCCGGGCUUACCUUUUUACGACAACGUCGAUGAGCUCGCUUUCGUCCGACCAGCUCAUUGCCGUCCUGCGGUAAUAGAUGAGGUGUCCAAGAUCAUGGCUCUUAUCUCCACAAAUGAUGAGUGGUAA
This is a messenger RNA of Capronia coronata CBS 617.96, 207 nucleotides long. RefSeq lists its product as uncharacterized. The record is from RefSeq and is a predicted model, not a curated record. Lineage: Eukaryota; Fungi; Ascomycota; Eurotiomycetes; Chaetothyriales; Herpotrichiellaceae. The coding region runs from base 1 to 207 and encodes 68 amino acids. The transcript has a single exon.